AUGGGUUGGCCAAAGUACGAACUGGUGCGGGAGCGUGAAUCUGAGAAAGAGCCUAGGUUGCAUAUUCGUCACAUAUCUCAGGGACAUGACGCUUUGGGCAACUUGACGAAUGCGCGAAACAACAAACAUUGGUUUUGGAUCACAGACGUAGUUGCUGCUCGAAGUUCCCUUGGACUUAUGAUAAUAAAAUGCUUCAAAAGCACCUAUAACUCGAGCUCUUUGGGGCACGACCGAGCCGUUUUUACCGGCGGAAUAAUUGGCUUGGCGGCGCAUGUUUUAUAUGCAGUACGGCAGGAAUCUUACUGCAACAAACAACCCCAAUGUCUGCCACCACAUUUGAACAGCUUUGAAGAACUAUUUUUCGGAAUCUUGUACAAGAAGACAUAUCCGACGGACUGCGGAAUUAUGUAA
Molecule: messenger RNA, 411 nt
Organism: Paraglomus occultum
Lineage: Eukaryota; Fungi; Glomeromycota; Glomeromycetes; Paraglomerales; Paraglomeraceae
Source: the annotation of a GenBank genome assembly